Trematosphaeria pertusa is the source of this 876-nucleotide messenger RNA. RefSeq names its product Snf7-domain-containing protein. Gene Ontology annotation, cellular component: ESCRT III complex; multivesicular body. The record is from RefSeq and is a predicted model, not a curated record. The coding region runs from base 29 to 643 and encodes 204 amino acids. Lineage: Eukaryota; Fungi; Ascomycota; Dothideomycetes; Pleosporales; Trematosphaeriaceae. Gene Ontology annotation, biological process: vesicle budding from membrane; late endosome to vacuole transport via multivesicular body sorting pathway. The transcript is spliced from 3 exons.
CGUCGCCAGACUUCCUCAUGGCUACGACAUGGGCAAUUCAAAUAGUUCGCGGAAAAUCUCCGCACAGGAUAAGGCGAUUCUAGAUAUGAAGAACCAGCGGGACAAGCUGCACCAGUACCAGAAGCGCAUAACCGUCCUCACGGACCGCGAGAAGGAGAUCGCGAAAGAGUGCUUAGCACGCGGCGAUACGAACAAGGCGAAGCUCGCACUACGGCGGAAGAAAUACCAGCAAUCGCUACUCGCGAAGACAGACCAGCAGCUCGCGCAGCUUGAGCAGUUGACCAGCGAUGUCGAGUUCGCGCUCGUGCAGAAGGAUGUGCUGUUCGGCUUACAACAGGGGACCACUGUGCUGAAGGAGAUCCAUAAGGAAAUGGGCGGCAUUGAGAACGUAGAGAAGUUACUGGGCGAGAGCGAGGAGGCGCGGGCUUACCAGCAGGAAAUCAGCGACCUCCUCGCGAACAAGAUGUCGAACCAAGACGAGGACGAAGUAGAAGACGAGCUCGAAGCCCUCGAAGCCGAAGUCAACGGCGUCGCGCUACCUGACGCGCCCGUUAAACAGCCGGAACUAACAGCGAAGGAAAGGGCACAAAGGAGAGCGAGGGAACGCGCUGCUGAGGAGGGUGCGCAGCCCAUGUUGGCAUAACAUCUCGGGAUUUGUAGUCAGAAAGCAUUAGAGCGGGGCGUUGAGGUGUUAGGAGACACAUUAGCACACGCGUGACAUACCAUCUUUGUUUUGCAUUUGGACACGAUAGCUAUUGCUGUGGUCAAUCGCAUCUUCAGGAUAUUCCACUUGCAUAGGCGUACUUGGCUUGGCUGUCCACGUGCUCACGAUGCGGGCAAUGAUGCGCAGGUGGCUCGAUUAGGCAACGUUUGUCG